AUGAGCCGGGCGCCGCUGCCCCUCCUGGUGGCCUCGCUCCUGCUGCUCUCGGGGGCCUCCCUCGCAGCCGGCCGCGUCCCGGACUUGGACGGCGGCAGCAGCGGCAGGGAGCGCGGUCUGAGCCUGCGGCUGCGGCUGCGGCUGCUCUCGGGAGAGGGCCGCGCCCCCCAGCGGCCCCCGGCGGCCCCCGGCCCCGAGGGGGCGGCCCCGGGGGUGCUGCGCCGCCGCCUGCCGGAGCUGAGCGAGCGCCUGAAGCGCCACGAGCCGCCGCUCUCCAUCGACCUCACCUUCCACCUCCUCCGCCAGAUGCUGGAGAUCUCCCGGGCUCAGAGCCAGCAGGAGCAGGCCGAGCAAAACCGCCUCCUCUUCGACGCCCUGGGCAAGUGA
This is a messenger RNA of Euleptes europaea (tarantolino), 387 nucleotides long. RefSeq names its product urocortin (gene UCN). Gene Ontology annotation, cellular component: extracellular region. The coding region runs from base 1 to 387 and encodes 128 amino acids. Lineage: Eukaryota; Metazoa; Chordata; Lepidosauria; Squamata; Sphaerodactylidae. The transcript has a single exon. The record is from RefSeq and is a predicted model, not a curated record. Gene Ontology annotation, molecular function: hormone activity.